ACGUUGAGGUUAUGAAGUUUGUGAAAAUGUCACUUUGUUUUACAAACUUUGCUGUAUUAGUAACGAGUCUUUCACUAAGCUAACGGCAAAUUAAAUUAGCAGAAUGUCUUCGGUCUUUCUGUCCGGUUGGACGAACCUCCAGCUCAGACCACAGAGCUCAGGGGCUUUGCUUCGGAAAGUAUUGUUCUGUCCCAGCCACCAUCCCAGGCAGCAGCUGAGUGGAAGGCAGCCUCGGAGGAGGGUUGUUAUCACAGGCAUCGGGUUAGUGAGCCCACUUGGCACCGGCACCGCUCUGCCAUGGGACUGCCUGAUCCAAGGCCAGAGUGGAAUUGUGGCUCUGGACUCUGAAGAGUACAGGGGUGUUCCCUGUAAGGUGGCGGCUCUGGUGUCGAAAGGAACUAACGAGGGUCAGUUUUGGGGGGAAAGGUUUGCCACUCGUGGGGAAAUCAACACCAUGUCACCAGCCACUGUCAUGGCCCUCGGAGCUGCUCAGUUGGCCCUGGAUGACUCGGGGUGGUACCCUCAAAGCCCAGAGGAUCAGCUGAACACCGGGGUGGCUGUAGGCAUGGGCAUGGUGUCCUUAGAAGAGAUUGCUCGCACCUCUGCUGCCUUCCGAGACGAGGGCUACAACAAAGUCAGUCCCUUCUUUGUCCCCCGCAUCUUGGUCAACAUGGCUGCCGGGCACAUCAGCAUCAAACACAAACUCAAAGGCCCCAAUCAUGCUGUGUCUACAGCAUGCACCACAGGCGCUCAUGCUGUAGGUGAUGCUGCCAGGUUUAUUGCUCAUGGGGAUGCAGUUGCUAUGGUUACAGGGGGAACUGAAUCCUGUGUGGGGCCCCUUUCAAUAGCCGGCUUCGCCAGGGCACGUGCGCUCGCCACCAAAUGGAACGACAUGCCUACACUUGCGUCCAGACCCUUCCACCCAGAGAGAGAGGGCUUUGUGAUGGGGGAGGGGGCGGCUGUACUUUUGCUGGAGGAGCUGGAGCAUGCACUGAGGCGAGGAGCCAAGAUCUACGCCGAGGUCCUGGGCUACGGGCUCUCAGGGGACGCUAGCCACAUCACCGCACCCACUGCAGAUGGAGACGGACCAUUCAGGUGCAUGUCUGCAGCUCUGAGGGACGCAGGUGUCUCACCUGCAGACGUGACGUAUGUCAAUGCUCACGCCACAUCCACGCCUUUAGGAGACGCAGCAGAAAACGCAGCCAUCAAGAGGCUCUUCCAGUCCAGCGCCGACAGCCUGGCCGUUUCCUCCACCAAAGGAGCCACGGGGCACCUGCUCGGGGCUGCCGGCGCUCUGGAGAUGGCCUUCACCGCUCUCGCCUGCUACCAUGGAGUACUACCCCCAACACUCAACCUAGACCGCACAGAACCGGAGUUCAACCUGAACUAUGUUCCCUGCACGGCCCAGUCCUGGCAGCCUCAGGGCCCACGGGUCGCCCUCACUAACUCCUUUGGGUUUGGUGGCACCAACGCCUCUUUGUGUCUCAGCAGUUUCAGAUGAAACCAUGAGUCUGGACUUUGACAUUUAGACCCAAAC
Nematolebias whitei (Rio pearlfish) is the source of this 1537-nucleotide messenger RNA. RefSeq names its product 3-oxoacyl-ACP synthase, mitochondrial (gene oxsm). The record is from RefSeq and is a predicted model, not a curated record. The transcript has 2 exons. Lineage: Eukaryota; Metazoa; Chordata; Actinopteri; Cyprinodontiformes; Rivulidae. Gene Ontology annotation, molecular function: 3-oxoacyl-[acyl-carrier-protein] synthase activity. Gene Ontology annotation, biological process: fatty acid biosynthetic process. Bases 104 to 1501 code for a protein of 465 amino acids.